Dermacentor silvarum is the source of this 4622-nucleotide messenger RNA. RefSeq lists its product as uncharacterized. The record is from RefSeq and is a predicted model, not a curated record. Gene Ontology annotation, molecular function: RNA-directed RNA polymerase activity. Gene Ontology annotation, biological process: siRNA processing. NCBI's taxonomy places the organism in Eukaryota, Metazoa, Arthropoda, Arachnida, Ixodida, Ixodidae. Gene Ontology annotation, cellular component: nuclear RNA-directed RNA polymerase complex. Bases 154 to 2742 code for a protein of 862 amino acids. The transcript is spliced from 8 exons.
CUCUCGGGAUGCGGCGGACAGUUCGGGAGAACGCACAGCACGUGUAUCGCGCGCUCUCGUGAUAGCAUUCGAACGAUUCGAUCUGAUGCAUCUUCGUAGGCUGCUCUGUCGUGCACUGAGCUGACGGCGACGGCGCGUCGAAAGGUGUAGGACAUGAUGAAGCUGACAGACCGUCCGUCGGCCAUGCAAAUUCGGUAUGCCGUAUCCAAGGGCAUGCUUUGCAUCAACCCCGCCCUGCCCAACAAGAAGCUGCUCUGCCUGCGGCCCAGCAUGCAGCAGUUCCCCUGCACAAGCUCAGAGUACCUCGAAGUCGUCGAAGUCUCCGCAUGUCAUGCCCUCGUCGAGGAGUCCAGUGCUGUUAACGUGCUGGCAGCGUGGUCGAAGCUGCCUCUGCCGUACGAGGACCUGUCCAAUGCUGGCUUUCAUCUCACGCUGGACCCCUUCUUUCGGUUGCUGCUUCUAGCCGUGUACCGAAAUGCAGUCGCUGGCCUUCGGUACAAGACUCGCAUAGUGCUGCCCGUGGAUCCUGCCUGCAACAUGCUUGGAGUGGUUGACACUACAAACAAGCUCCGGUAUGGCGAGGUGUUUGUACAGUGUACCGAGAUACGCAGCCCACAUGUGCAGUACCAUGAACCACCUAAGCAGACUGUCAUCACGGGCACUGUCCUUGUCACCAAGUGCCCAUGCCUGCACCCGGGCGACGUGCAAAAGUUCACCGCCAUCGACCUGCCAGAGCUGCACCACGUCAUUGACUGCAUCGUGUUUCCGGCACACGGACCCAGGCCACACCCCGAAGAAAUGGCUGGCUCCGACUUGGACGGGGACGAGUAUAUCGUCAUUUGGGAGAAGUGUCUGUUUUUUGUGGGACCAAACAGACCUCCCAUGAACUUUUCGGACAGGAACCUUGAGCCGGACAACAAAGAAAUCACGACUGAUGACAUGAUCAAGUUUUUCUGCAAUUACAUCAAGAACGACUCCAUCGGGAUCCUGUCGAACGCCCACGUGGCAUGGGCUGACCAGGAGCCGGGGGGAAUUCACUCGCCAAGGUGUCUUGCCAUCGCAGAGGAGAUCAGCAUCUGCCUCGACUUUGCCAAGAAUGGUCAGACAGCCUUCUUGUGGCGUGACGAAUGCCCCCUGAAAUUCUUCAUGGAGAAAGGCAGCCACAAAACUACAUACUGGUCGGACCGGGCGCUCGGGGUCCUGUACCGAAUGUGCCGUUCUCUGGAAGCUGCCGUCGGCAGGCUCGGCCAUCGGCAUGUAGAUCCAGGCCGGUGCCGUGCACUCGCCGUGCCAGGGUGGGAAAACUACAGAGAGUUAGCGAUUCAAGCCCUCGCAGAUUGCAAUUCAAAAAUUCGCCGAAUUCUGAGCCAGUAUGGAAUUGGGUCGGAGUGUGAGGUGACGAAGUUUUUCACUGAGACAACACGCAACAUCUUCUAUACUGAUGUCCUAAAAGAAAUGCAUGACAACUGCAUCAGCGAUUCUGAGAAGCUGCGCAAACGGAAGCUUCGCAGAGCCUCUGCCUGGUACAUGGUGACGUACGAGCCCAAUGUGGAGAACACAUUCUUCAGUUUUCCUUGGUGCAUUGCCGAUGUCCUGGUAGAAAUUUUGCGCAGCUCAGAUGCGCAGGCCAGGGUGUGGUGCCCGACCAUCCUGCACUGGAAAAUUGACCAGCUCGUCACGAACAACAGUGACUUUACAGAAGAUGACGAUCUGGAUGCAGGGUUCGAUUCAUUCAGGACUUCCUUCAGAAUCGUUGAGAACUGGCUUAAAGGUGAAACACUUCUCGGUCAGCAUGAACCAGGCGCUUCAACCAAGCCUGGGCUGUGUUCCAACUGCCUGCUAGACAUCUACACCGAGUUUCUGGGAAACAAAAAUCUUGCACCAGUGAGCAAGAUUGUAAUGAGGAGGCGGCAUGCAAUGAGGCUGUCAGUGGCAGGGGUACCGAAUUUGACUGAAUCGACGGCUCAAGAGGCAAUGGAAGAAGAAUGUGCGGAUCGAGAGGAACCCACCGAAAAGGCUGUUUCUCAAGCCUGGCAAAUAGUGGACGGUUUCUUGGAGCCUCUUUUGUUAGACGAUUCUGAAGAUGAGACAAAUGCGCCCAGGACGGCAUACCAGAAUGGACACGAUGAUCAGCAAGACCCAGAGGUCUCUCGUUCUCUGGUGUUUCCUCUGCAACAGGCUUCGGACACGAGCAACUCUGAGCCGGACAUUUGCGAGGACCCCAGCGUCGGAACUCUGGUCGUCUCCUUCCUCCGGUGGUUUCUUGAGCAGCACCAGCUGCCCCGAGAAAUGUGCAGUGUUGGUGCGUGUGCGGGCAGUGGCUACGAGUGCCAGACCCACAGGUUACCGAUGGUGGCGUUGCGGGCCUACAGUUCGUUGGCGGUGUCGCUGGACUCGUGCCACGUCUCUCUGCCCUGUGACCCUGCGUAUCACGAGCCGCACCAAGAGGUUAUUGAGAGAGACCCCAUCCGGAUCCAGAUAGCCAAUCCGGUGAUGGAUCAGAUGCUGAAGGACAAGCUCCAUGCGGCCAUGACAUCUUACCCAAGCUGGAUCUGCAUUCCUCCUUGCACCAGCCGUCACAGCAAGUCGCGAAACGAAGAUCGCCUGACGCUGGCAGAACCCAUGCCCCGCAUAGCCCUGGGCAACGCGACCGCCGCUGGACGACCCGCUGUCGCCUCCAUGGAACCCAGCUUGGAGGUCGCCCGUAACACACGUGCCCGUAGAAGCGGCGGGUGCAAAUAGUGGGACCUGUGUGCAAGCGACACAACCCUGCGACGCCUUUUGUUGAGUGGCUCUCGUUAAUACCUACUCUAGAGUCACUCCAACCACGCAGAUCGUUAGUUGUCAGGCAGAAGCAUUGUGACCAGCCUGCCGAGGGCGAUGACGAAAGACGAAUUAUUUGUGCUGUUUGGUUUCUAUGGCGGGCAGCUUCUGCCAUAAUAAUCGGAAUUUAGUUGUCCUGGUCAUCCAGAGAACGUUUUCAUGCAUAUAUAUGAUAUAGAAGAGAAUUAUGGACAAUAAAGAAUUUCUGUGUAGUUACUUGACCUGGAGGCUGACAUUUAUUUGUGCAUUCAUGCUAGGGCUGUUAUUUUAGUAGGAAUUUCUUUAAGGGCGAUUCUCUACUCUGAGGCAUUGUCAUGCAUCGCCACUUUUAACAGCAGCUGUAAAAUACUUUUAGACUCUAAAUCUCCAGAAUUCGAUCUUGGGUCCUCUCUACCAAUAGGGCCAUGCCGUAUUGAGAUUGUAGCGAACCUGUUUCUUUAACCCCAUAAUGCCCAUGUCCUGCAUGAAAGAUAACGUAAAAAACUUGCUAACAUUUGUUUGGGGCUAUAGAGAGGGCGUUUCUGAAUAAAACAAACAAUGAAAUGUGUUUUUAGGUAAAACUUUAUUAUUAUGCUAAUAAUUAAAUAAUAAUCGGUUUUUUGAACUUUGCACAACACAGAACUUGCUCCAGAGUAUCAAACACUACAAGCUAUGUGUCACGUUUCCCGUACCUAAAUCAACAUUUUGAGGUAUCCAGUUCUGCGUAGCAUAAAAGAUACAUUGGGCAUUUAGACGGCUAAACAUAUGGGAGUGAAGUGCUUCCGAUGCAUAUAAACAAACCUCGUAUUUAACAUCAUUGCCGUCCUGCUGAUGAUGCGACUAGUUGAAGGCUACCAAACUGCAGUCGUCCACCCAUGUUAGGGGCAUUUCGAUAGUAUUUGCAGGACAGGAAAGUGUGUCCGCCACGCUGUCUCCACAAUGAACAGUGUCCCCUUUACGGAAUUUGAGGACCGCGGUGAAAGAGGCGCAUCGGGAAGCUAAACGUGCCGAAAAGCAUAAAACGUAUCUGCUGCCACCACAGCAGUUCACCGCUGUUGCCAGGCAAAGAGAGAGGCAAGUCCGCGUGAUAACGAGGGCUGGCAAUUCCAUCAUCAAGAACAUUCCCAACAAGGGUUUUCUUCACAAACCUAUAUCUGUCACUGUGCAGCCAGCAACACGCACAAUAAUAAAUGUUAAAGCGAAGAGCUUUCUUUGGCUACCCGGGCAGUUUUAUGGAUGGUCGUCGAGUAUCUUGCCUGGCAAAUGAGUUUUAGCGUGUCCGGUAUUCCGGCAAACGCAGGCGGACUGCGCGUUUUGCCAGAUGAAAGGAGGCAUAAAUGAGCGCGACCGGAGUGGUGCAGCCACAUGGUGGUGCAGAGCUCAACCAGGCAAACCCAAAGCUAAUACCGUAGUAAUCAGGUGCAUUCUAUUUCACUACUGGUUUAAAUUUCCGUAGGUGUGUAAUCGUGUCACACAUAUCCACUCCCGAGAAUUUGCACCAGCAGAGAAGUAGAAUACAGUCGGUCAUUGAAAUAUUGGCCCUGUUAACACACACGACACCACUGCGCUCGUGGUGUGUGUUUUUCUUUCAUGUUUCCUCGGUUUUUCGCACAGUUAUAAAAACGUCUAAAAGCUAUGCACCAACUAGCCCGCCAGAACGUCCUAGUUAUGUUAUGUCAAAUUAGUAUACAUGCGAACUAAACUAGCCUUGCUGCUGAGUUAGUUGGUUCAUGGAAUAUCGUAAAAUUAAAAGGAGCAAGAACACCAACACGGACAAGACUGAACAACACAAGCGCUCACUAAACACUCGCACCUCAGGA